Mya arenaria is the source of this 3328-nucleotide messenger RNA. RefSeq lists its product as uncharacterized. The transcript has 21 exons. Bases 121 to 3156 code for a protein of 1011 amino acids. NCBI's taxonomy places the organism in Eukaryota, Metazoa, Mollusca, Bivalvia, Myida, Myidae. Gene Ontology annotation, molecular function: zinc ion binding. Gene Ontology annotation, biological process: cilium movement. The record is from RefSeq and is a predicted model, not a curated record. Gene Ontology annotation, cellular component: motile cilium.
CACACCGAUUCGCGGAACAACGAGAUUUCCGAAUUUGUUUACCUUGGAUGGUGAUAAUAAUAUUAUUAUUUUGUCAAAAUAACUUCAUGCUUUGGGACAGGGUUUUGGAUAAAGUGAAAAAUGUCAGCAGGAUUUAACCUUUCUACCAACAAAAAGGAGGAUGUGUCUACCAGGCUCAAGACACAGAACCUGAAGCGGGCCAAGCAGGAGACAAGAAAGCUGGCAGAAGAAGGAAAGAAGAUGGAGGAACGACUUAUGGAACUGAAAAUGGCCAUGAAUAGAGAGAAAGAAGAACGAGAGCGGCAAGGUGGAGGGUUCUGGAGCCGUGGCCAACAGGGAAACCUAACCACGUACGCAGAUGAGGUUAUUAAGAAGAACAAAAACAAAAGUGCACCGACGAAAGGAAAAAUAAAGAUUUUAAAGGAUAAACCAUUAGACUUGCCUGAAAGAAGCAACCAGCCUGGCACAAUAGCAUACAUUGCUCAACGGGGAGCACACACACCACGGGACAAGCCUAAAGGGCCUAAAUGUGGUCAAUGUGAGGAAAGGUCAGCUGCUGUGUCGUGUGUCCAGUGUUCAGAAGACUACUGUGCUGGCUGUUUCGCUGCAUUCCAUCUCAAGGGAAACCUCAAGAAACACAGAUCUGUACCUCUCAUGGCUACACCAAGACAAUGCUUUGCUUCACCGAGACCUAAUCCUCCCUCCACAAACAGCUCGUAUGAUUUCAACCAGGGCGAUGGUGCUGUUGCUGCUCUCACGCCAGGCAGUGCUAGAAAAGACAGAAACAGCCCUGAGGGUGCCAGUGGAACGUACGAGAACUCGCUAUUACACGGGUCGUAUGAUGAGGCCGAGCAGGCUGCGUCCUUCCAGGAAGCUCUUGGUGCAUGGAGAAAGGGAAAGACAGGGGAAAAUGAGGACCAGCUGGGUACAGAUAGAUCACAGCGACCCAGGACUGACAGGUCACAGCGACCGGGGACUGACAGGUCACAGCAACCGGGAACUGACAGAUCACAGCGACGGGGAGGAGUGCCCUACUCUCCAGUACAGACACCCACUGUGAAUGUAGACACUUCCACUGCCACACAAGAUGAGCAACAGAAUAUUGAAAUCAAGUUCAACAGCUCAAUAAGUUACGCAGAUCGUCUCCUGCUUAAGAAACACAGACGGACGGAUGUUGACGCAUUAUUUACCCCGCGAGAGACCCCAAGGAAGGAACCAAAAUCAGCAAGGGAGAAUAAUUCUCAGAGGGUGCCAAGGGGACUGAGCGGAAGGGGUCCUCGAAGGGAAAAGUCAAACAUGUCCAUGAAAAUCGAAGAUUAUGAUGAUGCAGAAUUGGAUGAAGGGCGAGUAGAUUUUCAAGCCCUGUACCAAGCGAUACAUCCCGAAUUCCAGGGUCAGAACCUUGGGCCAGACUCAUUGUCUAUUGUUGAAGUGGAGGCUAAUGAUAUGAGUGCUGAGCAGUCUGGCGCCUACAAGAUCCAGGAAGUAGGAGGAUUAGAAGCAUGGUCAUCAGAUAUUCAGACAAGACAGGCAUCUAAACCACAGAUUGAGGCAAAGCCACCUGCCUCAGGAAGACCAACUCGUAAAAAGUCCGGCCGGAAAAGUGCAAGGUCAAGUCUUGAUGCCCAAUCAAAAGAUGCAAAGCAUAGUGACAAUGCUUGGCUCAGAGAUGCUGAAUCAGGCAGUAUUGGUCCCACUGAGAAACAUUCAGAAAUAUUGGGCACCAGGCUUAAAGAUAUUGAGAAUGAAGUCCGGAAAGAAUCUGUAAAGAGUAGAAAUAGCAAGAAUCAAGAUAGUCAUAUGAAUUCUCAAGAAAAAGCUCAACUUACAAGAAACAAGUCUGUCCUGUCAAACAAAUCAGAAGCUGUACCUUUUCCCUCCAAAGAAACUGUCAAGGCCCGUCCACCAUCGGCUAAAUCCCGCCCACAGACUGGUUCAAAGGCGAAAAAUAAAAAAGGUCAAGGAUCACAGUCAAGGGCAACCAGCAGGCAGGGGUCGCGACCUACUUCAAGGGCUAACAGCAGAAUUGGGUCUAGUAGGGCAGCUUCUAGGAUAGAUAAUCCGGGCCUACUAACCAAGGCCCCAAGUGAAGCCCUUAAGGACAUAGCGAGAAUGACCCCAACUGGGGAACGUUACCAGGGGAUUGACAGUUUUUUCAUGGUGGGAGUGGAACCGGCCCCACAGGAGGAGAGAACUCUUACACCUUCUAAACAUAAACAAAAGGAUGAGAAGAUUAAAGUCAGCUACCAGUUGUACAGCAUGGCCCCUAAAUCUUGGAAGCCAGAUAUGAGUCUACAGGAUGCAGUAGACACAGAAGUCAUUGAAAACAAUGACGCUGAGGAUGAUCGUGCUAGCUCUGUGAUGGCUUAUCAUGCAUACAGUGAGCAAAUGAUGUCUGACAUCACCGAGCGGCUUAUCAGUAGAUUUGACGAGCUUCCCUUGGAUGAAGAUUCUCUCUCUGAUCAGAGUAGCGGAGGAGCUCAACGAAGUCUCGGAGAGGAAUAUAGAACCUACACAUCCAGAAGUCACAGCCAUAGUUCCAGUGUUCAGAACUCACCCUGCAUGUCAGCAAGGGCGACCCCAGUCCAUAUGAUGCGCUCCCAAACCAGGGACCCGCCAGCCCAAACACCAAGGGGCCAAAAGGACACAGCAGUCCAAGACCCGAAAAAGUCCCCCACUGUCCCAUCCAGUGCCUGUACACCAAGGAAUACUAGUCAAGGCAGAGCACGGACACCUGGUGUAACGAGAUCGAGGGCAGAAGUCAACACUCCUAGACGUUCAAAGACGUUCCAUGAUGAAGAUGAUUAUAGGCCAGCUUCUAGAGCCAUUGUGAUGGAGGGGACAGACUUGAGCAUAUUUGACACAGUUGGGCAGUCUGCAGUACAGGACCAGGAGGAUGAGGAAACCCUGGACCAACUGGAGUGGGAACUAGCCUCACAGUCAGGCAGGUUGACAGUUGAGGGGAAGAUAUCCCGGAUGGAGAUGCCGGACGAUUUCUCUGAUGACUCAGUCAAUAGCAGCCUGGAGAGUUUCAGGUCCCGCAGCCGCCUGGGACAAGAUCAGGGAUACGACAUCAACGCAAAACUCAGGAGAGAUGAAAUGGAAGAUGAUGAGGAGUUGACUGAUGAUGCUACAGAUGUCAGAAAUCUUUUGUGAUUGUCACUCUUUGUAAACCUCAUAUCAUGAUAUGCAUUUACAAGUUUAAUAUUGUGUUGUGGUGUGCAGAGACUGAUUUUGUUCCUGUCGUUGUUUUAACAAUGCAUGUAGUUGGUAUAAAACUAGGAUAUAUAUUUUGUAAAUUAUUGAAAAUAAAUUUAUAAAAAAAAUA